Messenger RNA from Acanthoscelides obtectus, 1245 nucleotides. NCBI's taxonomy places the organism in Eukaryota, Metazoa, Arthropoda, Insecta, Coleoptera, Chrysomelidae. The record is from the annotation of a GenBank genome assembly.
UCUAUCAGCACUUUCAAUUUAAUGUACCCACCCAGUAGUCUUUUGUCUAAUUCGGUAUAGUUGCAUUAUUCUAUUUCAGCAGAGCUUCAGAGACACAAGCAAGGUGUACAAAGCUUUGUUUCCAUAGCCAACUCAUAAUUUCUGAAAAUGGCCAGAAGAUGUUCCCAUCGUGAAUUUGAAGAAAGAAUCGAAGUCAAGCCCUCGGUAGAACUGAUUCCAGACGAAUUUGAGCACCAUACUGAAGAUGGCAGCGAUAUCGUGAUACACGCUUUUAUCGACGAUACAGAGGAUGACCUUAAGAAUGCCCAACAGUUUUUCGAUUCUCUAAAAAGCAUUGGAUAUUCGGAUCUCAAUCGGCAUAUACACAAUUUGGAGAGAAACGAUUUUCUUACGGUUAUAAAGUACAUUCAAGACGAAGCAAAUAACUCUAAUACAAAUGGUCUAAUGCUAUUUUUCUCCUGCUCUACAAAACUUGACGGAAAAAUAUAUAUCCGGUUUAAGGAAAAAGAUAUGCCGGUUGAUAUCCAACAAAUAUGGACUCAGUUCACUUGUAACUACUGCAAGGGAUUGAGGAAUAAACCAAAAAUUUUCAUAUUUGAGAUCAGAAUGAUACAUGAAGUGGCAUUCGAGUCGACUCAGUUCAGAGCUCCGACGUAUUCUCUUACCUAUGACACCCCCCCUGAAGCUGACAUACUGGUUAUUUACAAUAAAACAACAGAUGAGACUCACGGCAAGCUCAUGAACAAACUAGGCAAGCACAUGAGAAAGUACGGACAGCGGGAGGACAUCAUUACUCUGGUCUCCUGCAUUCCUUCCAAUAAUUUUCGACCAAUGAUCAUCUCAACGUUGACCAAGAAGUUCUAUUUCACGCCAAGCGAAUAUCGAGGACAUCAUUACAAUUUGUACGAAAUAGAGAAAGAGUUGACGUAUAUCUUGCAGCAAAUGAAAGUUUCAGUUGAUUCGGCUCAAGAAAAAGUGAAAGAAAAAAAGAAAAUUAAGAAGAGGUUUUCUUUUCUAUUUCGGCCAAAUGGUAACUCUAACGAUGAACAAGAAAAGGAAUCAGAGGAAAGGCAUUCAAGAGAGACAGAAACACGAGGAUUGACACUUCCAGCUACACAUGAUUCUAAUGACAACUUCAGAUUCACAUACAGCGGAUGAAUAAAAAUCUAUCCUAUCAAUGUAUAUAUUACCUUAUGCUUAGAAAUAUGUUGUACUUUGUAUUGUGAAUAUAAUGUUUCAUCAAAA